GAAAUUCAAACGAACACCUGCUGCUGCUGAUUAGGGGCGGGGAGUGUCUGUUGAAGUUAUUUGGACAGCUACUAAUUCAGCGGGACGCGGAUGUUCCGAUAGUCUUUUGUUCGCUGCCAUGGCCGAACCACGAAGAGUUCAACUGACUACUCUGUCCAGUAAUGUCCCCCUGCAGUCAGCCGUGGGGGUCAUUAAACCAGCGUUACCCCCUAAAGAGGAGCUCACCGUUACUCCAGUAGCUGCGUCGACCUCAACUUCCCGGGGAAGUCCAACCAAACAACCUGUAGCCACAUCCAACUCGUCUUCUCAGGGUACUUCAACCAAACUGGUUAAGACCGAACGCUUUGUCCUGACGUUGUUUGAGCCAGACCAGCAUAGGUGUCCUGAGUUUUACUACCCUGAACUUGUUUACAAAAAGAAGAGCGUUUCAGACAAAGAUCUACCAAACACAAUUGAGCAGGAGAACAGAGAGAAGGAUGAACUUGGAGCAAUCGCCAGGAGAUUCGAGGAUAAAUAUGGAUGUGGGAACAAACGUAAGAAGGAUCGUAUUCAGGAUCUAGUGGAUAUAGGCUAUGGUUAUGACAACGAAGACUCUUUCAUCGACAACUCCGAGGCAUAUGAUGAGUUGGUCCCAGCCUCUCUGAGCACCAAGCUGGGAGGGUUCUAUGUCAACUCUGGACCUCUCCAGUUCCGCCAGGCCUCUGAUACGGAGACAGACGAUGACUUCAUGACCAAGAACCAACAACCCAAGCCCCCUAAAAAACGCAGGAAGCAAGAGGGAGAAGUGAAGAGGAGGAAAUACCCUGGACAGGUGGCGACUGCAAACCCCACGGUGUCAAACACUGGUGUUCUACCUGACAAGAACAUGUGGGAGGAGAAACCGAAGAAGAAGAAAAGGAAGAAGCCUGCUGGUCCUCUGAGUGUCACAGACAUGUUGAGAAAGUUCCAGAAACAGAAAGACAAAGAGAAACUAAAAAGAGAGAGAGAGCGAGAGCAACAGAAGUUUGGUCUGGAGAAGACUACACUACCCACAACCCCCUAUGUUUCUGCAGACCCUGCUGGGGGCGGCGCCAACAUGGCGGACCCUCUGCUCAGCUUGAUCGGAUCGACCAAUGACAGGGCGUUUCUCCAGGCAGCCAGCACUGUGGACUUUGACCUCGAUCUAGACACCCUAUUGGACGCCUCCGCUGAGACGCUGGCCAAUCAGGUAGUCGUUGCCAUGACCUUAACCAAUCAGGAGGUCAACGCCAAGACCUUGGCCUACAAGGAAGUGAACGGACUCUGUGGCGGUGCAGGUGGUGACCCCCCUACUUCCACCCUGGAGAGCCACACACAGACCCCCAUCGACCCUGUCCCUCACCCCCAGGACCAGAUUGACCUAGUCUUUGAAUCCAUCAACAAGCCCCAGGCCCCAAAACCAUCUACACAGCCAGUCUCUGACCCACAGGUCCAGCCCCCGCCACAGCCCACUCCCCUGCCUGAAGGUCUGUCACCAGCCAUGGAGAGGAGAGCUCAAGACCUGGCCCUGGCUGCUAAGGGGUUGGAGGGAGAGUCAAAGGUCAAGUUCUUCACACCAGAGGUCAACGCCAUCCUACUGGACAUUGAGCUGCAGUGCAGAGAUGUGAGUGGCCAGGUGCGUUCUAAGGUGUACACACACCUUGCUUCAUUCCUCCCCUGCAGCAGAGAGACACUGCUGAAACGGGUCAAGAAACUACUGCUGACACAGGAGGAGCCUCUCCAGAGGUUGAGGCAGGCAAUCGGCAAGGCGAUGCCGGAACAGAUCUCCCGUUACCACGACGACUGCCAGGCCCACGCCCAGGCCAGGGCCGCUAAGAUGGUGGAGGAGAGUAAAGGGCGAGAACAGAAGGAGAACACAGGAUCAGAGGAGGAGGAGGAGGGGGAGGAGAGGAGUGGUAAACGAGUGGUGGGCCCCAGGAAGAAAUUCAAAUGGAACCAAGAGAUCAGGGAGUGCCUGUGCAGUGCGGUUCGGGUGAGGAUGGAUAGAUUCGAAGUGGAGAAAGGGAAAGGUGAGACGCAGGGACCGGAGGAGUUCCUGAAAGCUUUCUUGGACACGGAGAUCAAAGCCCUCUGGCCUAAAGGCUGGAUGCAGCCCAGAGUGCUGCUGAAGGAGAGUAGAAGGGUCCACUGCCCCACUGCACCUCUACAGCAAGUGAAGAGGAAGUCGGUGAAGAAACAGUCCUCUUUGGGCAGUGCUCCAACUCUUCCAGGGACCUCCAGUGGGCCUGGGGAGCCUCAGGUUUUCCUAGGAGUUCAACCCCAGAACGGUUCUCCUCUUUUGGCCUUAGGCAUAUCCACAACCCGCCAGAAUCUAGAUGACUCUCUGGACCAGGGUCGCAUCCUCACACCCCCCUCUUUAGGGGUUGUGAAGGAGGAGCUACCUGAGCUAAGGGGGGAGGAGAGUUGCCGGUCUGAUUUUGGUUUCCCCAUCGCUGUGUUGACCCCCUACGAUGAUUUGAAGCCUUUGCCUGUCAGCAUGUCAGCCAAUGCCAACACACAUGCUCAGUCAACGACCGCGAACACACCCCCUCAGGCGAACACUCCCUCCCAGUCGUCUCUGACCGUGCUCGCUAACCAGGCGCUGGCGCAAGUCCACAUCCACAAAGACUACAUUUCCCAGGGGCACCUAGCAUUGACGCAGGACCUUUCACUCCAGAAGAACCACCCUCCUCCACCACAGAAGAAGAAGAAACGGGUUUCUGAGGUGUCUGCACGGAGCUUGCCCGCUCCGGGACACAAGCCCGCUCCGGGACACAAGCCCGCUCCGGGACACAAGCCCGCUCCGGGACACAAGCCCGCUCCGGGACACAAGCCCGCUCCGGGACACAAGCCCGCUCCGGGACACAAGCCCGCUCCGGGACACAAGCCCGCUCCGGGACACAAGCCCGCUCCGGGACACAAGCCCGCUCCGGGACACAAGCCCGCUCCGGGACACAAGCCCGCUCCGGGACACAAGCCCGCUCCGGGACACAAGCCCGCUCCUGGUCUUCCUGGAAUCCCUCUACUCCAUGCCCUGGGUUUCCCGCUCUCCGACUUCGGUCCAGGAACCAUGGGAAUGCUGACCCAGUCACAACAUUCCAAAGACGCCCUGGUCACCGGCACCACUCCCGGAACGUUCCACCACGGACUCACGCACAAUGGCAGCCAGCUGGUGGGAGAGGGACCCAACACUCAGAGAAAACUACAGUGAACAUCUAGAAUGGACACGUGCAGUAAAAAUGGGGGGGGAGACUUGUGAAAAGAAAUGGAGAACUGGAUGUAAAGGCCUAUUGAGCCUGGAAUAAUGAUCUUGGAAUGGACACCUAUAAGGCAUUGGAACUUCUGAGCCCCUGCUGAACAGAUUAGAUGGAACGCUCCUAGUCAGCAAUGGGAUGGGGUGAAACGUUUUUAAAUGGGUCACAGAGCUGCAUGUAUAUCCCUGGCUAGCACAGUGGUGUUAUGAGGAACUUACUGAAGUCAAGUGUUCUUGCCAUAUUAAAUUAUUACUGAUAGUUCGGUCAUUCAAAUCAUGUAACCACGUUGGUAGCACGUUGUAAUAAAGCAUUUAAAAUGAAA
Molecule: messenger RNA, 3573 nt
Organism: Oncorhynchus tshawytscha (Chinook salmon)
Lineage: Eukaryota; Metazoa; Chordata; Actinopteri; Salmoniformes; Salmonidae
Product: ubinuclein-1-like
Exons: 16
Coding region: 119-3208 (1029 amino acids)
Cellular component (GO): nucleus
Source: RefSeq, a predicted model, not a curated record